Phodopus roborovskii (desert hamster) is the source of this 1176-nucleotide messenger RNA. It is a transcript of the gene Vgll4, whose product is annotated as vestigial like family member 4. The coding region runs from base 194 to 1057 and encodes 287 amino acids. Gene Ontology annotation, molecular function: transcription coactivator binding. The record is from RefSeq and is a predicted model, not a curated record. Lineage: Eukaryota; Metazoa; Chordata; Mammalia; Rodentia; Cricetidae. Gene Ontology annotation, biological process: negative regulation of DNA-templated transcription. The transcript has 5 exons.
AUGAUCUUUUUUUUUUUUUUUUUUUUUUUUUUAACUUUUACAUACUUUGUUUUGAUCUUGUGAGGCUGGGCCUCUCUCUGUCUUUCUGAAGUUUUUGAGGAGCCUGGAGCUACUCAGCUAAGACUGAAUUUUGAAACUUUCUCUUUGGGGGUGAAAGCAAAGAACUUCUUUUCUUUGCUCGCUGGACAGAUAAAUGCUGUUUAUGAAGAUGGACCUGUUGAACUACCAGUACUUGGACAAGAUGAACAACAACAUCGGUGUUCUGUGCUACGAAGGUGAAGCUGCUCUCAGGGGAGAACCCAGAAUGCAGACCCUUCCGGUGGCUUCUGCUCUCAGCAGUCACCGCACAGGCCCCCCUCCCAUCAGCCCCAGCAAGAGGAAAUUCAGCAUGGAACCCGGGGACAAGGACCUGGACUGUGAAAAUGAUCACGUCUCCAAGAUGAGCCGUAUCUUCAGCCCCCACCUGAAUAAGACUGUCAACGGAGACUGCAGAAGAGACCCCAGGGAAAGGAGCCGCAGUCCCAUUGAGCGGGUUGCAGCCCCUGCUGUGAGCUUGCAUGGUGGCCACCUGUAUGCAUCCCUCCCUGGCCUCAUGGAGCAGCCUCUAGCACUGACUAAGAACACCAGUGACACUGGCAGGUCGGCUGUGGAGAGGCAGCAGAACCGGCCCUCUGUGAUAACCUGCGCAUCAGCGGGCGCUCGCAACUGCAACCUCUCUCACUGUCCCAUUGCACACAGUGGCUGCUCUGCAUCUGGAUCUGCCAGUUACCGGAGACUGCCCAGUGCAACUGCCACCUGUGACCCUGUGGUGGAAGAGCACUUCCGAAGGAGCCUAGGCAAGAACUACAAGGAGCCGGAGCCAGCACCCAACUCGGUGUCCAUCACUGGCUCUGUGGACGACCACUUUGCCAAAGCACUAGGUGACACAUGGCUUCAGAUCAAAGCGGCGAAGGACAGCGCUUCCAGCAGCCCAGAGUCAGCCUCACGCCGGGGCCAGCCAGCCAGUCCCACUGCCCACAUGGUCAACCAUAGUCACUCCCCCUCUGUGGUCUCCUGAAGGGGGCUCCACCCUCUGACCACACAGGGAUCUGCAUGGUUUGCCUGAGCUUUGAACAGUCCGUGCUUUACAAAAAAAAAAAAAAAAAAAAAAAAAAAAAAAAAAAAAAAAAAAAAAGA